Sceloporus undulatus (fence lizard) is the source of this 1457-nucleotide messenger RNA. RefSeq names its product abhydrolase domain containing 11 (gene ABHD11). The transcript is spliced from 6 exons. The record is from RefSeq and is a predicted model, not a curated record. Lineage: Eukaryota; Metazoa; Chordata; Lepidosauria; Squamata; Phrynosomatidae. Gene Ontology annotation, cellular component: mitochondrion. Bases 78 to 968 code for a protein of 296 amino acids.
GUAGGCCUCAGGUGACUCCUAACUCCGCCAGCCUCCUUUUUUCGGUCUCCUAGGUGACCGCUGAGGCCCGCUCGGCCAUGCUGCUCCGCGCCCUCGGCUUCCCUCGCUGGCCUCGGGCCCUGGCCCAGGAAAGGAAAGGCCUCGCCGGCUCCGCCGCCAUGCCGGUGCCCGUCUCUUAUGCCGUCUUUGACGGACCCUCGCCGCAGCCUCCCCUCCUUUUCCUCCAUGGGCUUUUUGGAAGCAAAGCCAAUUUCGCGUCCCUCGCCAAAACGCUGGUGCUCCAGACCGGGCGCAAGGUACUGACGGUGGACGCCCGCAACCACGGCGAAAGCCCCCACAGCCCCGUCAUGACGUACGAAGCCAUGAGCGGCGACGUCCGCCUCCUGCUCCGCCAGCUCCGCCUGGAACGGUGCGUCUUGGUCGGGCACAGCAUGGGCGGAAAGACCGCCAUGGCUCUCACGCUGCGAUGGCCGGAGCUGGUGGAACGCCUGGUCUGCGUUGACAUCAGUCCAAGCAAGACCACCGCCGUCACCGGCUUCCAGGACUUUGUGGCUGCCAUGAAGGCCGUGGAGAUCCCUCAGGGCGUCCCUCGUUCUACUGCGCGCCGCCUGGCUGAGGAGCAGCUGCGGCCAACCGUCCAGGAUCCGACCGUCCGCCAGUUUCUGCUCACCAACCUGGUCUACCUCGAAGACCGGUACGUGUGGCGUGUGAAUCUGGACGCCGUCUCUCAGCAUCUGAAAGACCUCAUGGACUUCCCUGCCUUCCAGACGCACUACUCAGGGCCUGCUCUCUUUCUUGGGGGUGCCAAGUCGCCCUAUAUCAGCUCCGACGACUACCCCGAGAUCGAAAGGCUCUUCCCCGAGGCCGAGAUCCAAUAUGUUCCUGACGCGGGGCACUGGGUCCACGCGGACCAGCCCCGGCCUUUUGUGGACGCCAUUUGUAGCUUCCUUGAGCGAACUCCAACGUAGACACUCCACCGGCUUGGUCCCUAAAACUGGGCAUCUCAGAAGAAGGCAGAGCAUUUGCCAUCCAUCGCCAAAGGGCUCCCUGCUGGUUCAAUGCCCUUCUCCGUUCCUGGUUCAGACUGGUGCCUCCACUGGCUGGAAUACUAUGAACUCUCUUUGUGUGUGUGUGUGCGGUAUUUAAUAUUAAAAACAGUGUUUCGUAUUUUCUGGGCAUCAAAACAUGUCUCAAAGGGUGUUGUGUAUGUGAGAAAGUCUCCAACCCCCUCCGUUUCCAACUUUGAUGCUUUGCAAAGCUUCACCUCCGGAGUUGUGCCCACCGGUGCCAACCAAAGGCCCAAGGAUUAAAGGCAUGGGUCGGUUUCUUUUUGGUUAGCUGGCCACCUGGGCAAAGCGUCCAUUCCCUGUCCAUCCUCCAGAGCUGAGCUCUCCAGGCCUCCUUUGCCAUGGCCUGCCCUCCUCCCCUUUCUGAGAUAAUAAACCCAUUUCCCUACU